AUGGGAGGAAGGCGGCGGGGGAUCCUCUGCUCCGGUUCCGCCUCGUCUCCUUCUGCGGCGGCGGCAUUGAUCCUCUGCUGCUGCGUCGCGGUUCCGCUCCUCGUCUCUGUCGCUGAGGCAGAGGAUCCGUACCGCUUCUUCACCUGGAAUGUGACCUACGGCGACAUCUGGCCCCUCGGCGUCAAGCAGCAGGUCUGACUGCUGGCCAUUUCUCCUCUGUCGUUCCUCUUCCAUUGCUAUUGCUCGAUUCAUAUCUGACGGCGUCUCCGUGUGCUCGGCGGCCGGGUGGCGGCAGGGAAUACUGAUCAACGGCAUGUUCCCGGGGCCGCCGAUUGAGGCGGUGACCAAUGACAACCUGAUCAUCAACGUCCACAACAGCCUGGCGGAGCCAUUCCUCCUCUCCUGGUCCGUUCCUCCACCCCAUCUUCUUCCCCCCUCUCCUCUUUGCGUGCGCUAUCUCCCUCUUAUUCUCUUUCUCUCUCUCUCUCUCUCUCGGAGGAAAUUUCCUCUUCACUUUGGAUUUAUUUGGAUAUGUUUUCGUUCUGCGAGAGAGAGAGAGAGAGAGAGAGAGAGAGGGAGGGUACGUUUACCGUUUCCCAUCCCAUGUGAGAUUAGACGUGUUUUCGGUCCUUUUUCGUAAUAGCCCUUGUAAAAUUUACUAUAGACAAAAAGUCACCAUUGCCUUCUAAUUAGGAUAUCUGCCCGGUGCAUCUGAUUUUCUGUCAGGAAAGUACAUCUCACAAAUAUGAAUUUAUAAGCAAGAAACUAUUUUUAUCGUUGAGAGUAUUUAUCUUAGCUUAGAUUUCCAUUGCCGAUCUUGCCUGUUUUCCGCUUUCGAAAACAUGUUUUCGAAGGUACCCUCAUUUAUGCUCGUGGCAAGAAAAGAAGAACCACCUCUUUACGGCAGGGCCUUUUCAAUAGCAAACUUUGGUCUUGAGGACUUUUUUGCAGUUUUCCUUUGAAAUUUUUCUCCUCUUUUCUAAAAUUAAAAAUUAGGGGAGAAAAGUUUGAAGCCUGGUUUUCGGGAUAUUACUACGAAGGAGGGCACUAACCUAAUUGUUUUUAUUAUGUGCGUGUGAAUGCAUACAAUCAAGACACCUUUUUAAAUCUCGCUCCUCUGGGCGGGGUGGCGCGGCGGGAAUCUGUAAUAUCCGGGAUGAGUCACGUGCGCCUCUCUGGCGUCUGCAACCCACCCUCUGAUCGAGAUCCCACGGUGGACUUCGACGCCCACCCCCCCCCCAUGUGCUUGAGAGUCCUAGUGUGACCCAGCUAAGAAUUGCGCCGGCGGUAUUUCGAUUGGGGGAGACAGCGGUCCAGCUGAUUUUCCCGAAAAGACAACCAAGUCUGCGACCACACGCUAAGCGAUGGCCCCACCAGGCUAUUCGAUUUUCGGAUCUCCUGAAUGGGCUUAAUAAAUAGUCAUGAAACCGGGCAUAAUCAAUCAAGCCGGGAUAUGCCACAUUGUGUGAUAUUUAUAUUGCAUGUAUUUAUCUCUGAUCGAAUCCAAAAUAAUGGAAUUUCCCGAUUUUCCUCGGCAGUAGUCUGCGGAUCAUGACACGUGGUUAGAACUGGAUGGCGGUUUUAGACUGUGCGGAAGAUUAAAUCUUAUCUUGAUUAGGUUUAAACACUGUUCAAGCUUUCGUUGCAACAGCGUGGCAGAAAUCUUAGCCCACGCCUGCAGAUCAUGCACGCGCCGACUUUGCUGUCUUGUAGUUUUUUAUCCUCGAGGAAGUUUUGUGAUUGGUAGACGUGGCGCUUCGGAUUGGUCUUGGGUUCUUUCAGGAACGGGAUUCAGCAGAGGAGGAACUCAUGGCAGGACGGGGUGCUGGGCACGAACUGCCCCAUCCCGCCGGGUCGGAACUUCACCUACAUCCUUCAGGUGAAGGACCAGAUCGGGAGCUACUUCUACUUCCCGUCGCUGGCCUUCCACAAGGCGGCGGGGGGGUUCGGAGGCUUAAGAAUCCUGAGCCGACCCAGGAUCCCGGUGCCAUUCCCCCCGCCCGCCGCGGACUACACCAUCUUGGCCGGCGACUGGUUCAAGGCCAAUCACACGGUCAGUCUAUCAAUGGCAUAUCUCCCCCAGUUUUCCUUAUUUUCUAGCGUUCCCGGAAAUCUUAUUAUCACACACAGGUUUCCUGUUUGUAGCAAUGAACGUUUCAAUCUUUAUAGAUUUGUUCUAACUUUCCUAUUUUAGCUAUACCAAGUUUUUAUUAAUGUAUAUAUAUAUAUCUACGUCUAUAUAUGCAGUUCUGCAAUUGUAUUAAUGCAGAAUUUCAUUCGCUCUCUCUCACUGUAUAUAUAUAUAUAUAUAGAGAGAGAGAGAGAGAGAUGUAUUUGUCUAGAACUUUCCAUGUUUAUAGAACACUUUCUAUUUCGGCGAGCUUCUGUCCGGUCAUGUUGACCCACAUGACGUGAUAUGAUGGCACGUCUCUUCUGCAAAUUCUUCAUAUUUCGUUCGUCACGUUGCGGAUUCACCACAAGUCAUCAUCGGGCGUGCGUACGAGGCCCUGUGGACUCAGUUUUCUGGUUUAGAUAUUGAGCUCAAGUGGGCAAUUUUGUUGAAGGGGAUGGAAAUCUGGUCGGCACGCAUCAAUACCUGAAACUCGUACCGAUCGGUUUCUUCGCUACAUAAACCCUGCUUUGAUUUUUUUAUUUUUUAAUUUUUUAUUUUCUAAUUGAACCGCUCUUGACAUGCCUUAUUUUUCUAUAAAUUAUCUACCUUCUCUGCCUUUUCACUCUGUGGAUCAUAAAAUCCUCGCCGCAACGUGGUCCUUCCUUUGACAGGACUUGAAGGCGCUGUUGGAUAACGGCCAGGAUCUUCCCUUCCCAGAUGGGCUUGUCAUCAACGGCCGCGGAUUGGGUGGGACCUCCUUCACCGUGGAUCAAGGUGAUUUUUUUUUAAAGAAAUAAAUAAUUAACCUUAUAAAUGGCAUCAUUUAUUUAGAGAAAGUAUCCGUCGUAAGUCGUUCUUACUUAAUAUCAUAAUUAAUGUAGCUGGUUUGGUUUCUCAUUUUAUUCUCGAUUAAUUUGUGUAAGGAACUCAAUGCUUUUUGCCCGCGCACGUGAGAUGUAUUAUUCGUUUUGGUGAUGAUUUUCUUUGUGACGCCCUAUUUUUCCCAGAAGAUGGUGACUAAAUAUGAUAAUUUAUGUAGGUAAAACAUACAGGUUCAGGAUAUCGAACGUGGGGUUGACCCAGUCCUUCAACAUCAGAUUCGAAGGCCACACGAUGAAGCUGGUGGAGGUGGAAGGCUCCCACACCCUCCAAAGCUCCUACUCCAACCUGGACGUCCACGUGGGCCAGUCCUACUCGGUCCUCCUGACGGCCGACCAGCUCCCCCGGGACUACCACAUCGUCGUCUCCAGCCGCUUCACCAGCCCCGUCAUCGCCACCACCGCCGUCCUCCGCUACUCCAACGGCGGGGCCGCCGGACCCCCCGGCCCACCCCCUGGUGGACCCACCAUCCAGAUCGACUACUCCCUCAACCAGGCCCGCUCUAUCAGGUACAACCACGCAGAUUCUGAGAUAGAUAGACAGAUAGAUACAUACGGAGAUAGGAUAGAUACAUAUAUAUGUAGAGAGAGAGAGAGAGAGAGAGAGAGAGAGAGAACAUGAGCGGGAGUGAUGAUCUCUUCUUUCGGUUUUUUGUUUCAAACCAGGUGGAACCUGACGGCGAGCGGGCCGAGGCCGAACCCGCAGGGGUCGUACCACUACGGGCUGAUCACCCCGGGUCGGACGAUCCGCCUCGCCAACUCGGCACCCGUCAUCAAUGGCAAGCAGCGGUACGCAGUCAACGGCGUCUCCUUUGUUCCGGCGGACACCCCUCUCAAGGUGGCGGACUUCUACAACAUCCCCGGGGUCUUCACCCCUGGGAGCAUCCCCGACAGCCCCUCUGGCGGCGGCGGCUACCUCAAGACCUCCGUCAUGGCCUCCAACUUCCGGGACUUCAUCGAGAUCAUCUUCGAGAACUCGGAGGACACCCUCCAGUCCUGGCACAUCGACGGCUAUUCCUUCUUCGUCGUCGGGUACGUACGCGUCUGACUUACGGCCACCACCCUCUCUCUCUCUCUCUCUCUCUCUCUCUCUCUCUCUCUUCUUAGACCUCAGGACUUACUGGGUGUGGGUACGGCGGCUGUUGCAGGAUGGACGGCGGGCAAUGGUCACCCGCGAGCAGGGCCGGCUACAACCUGAGAGACGCAGUUGCCCGGAGCACCGUCCAGGUACUUACUCCCCGGCCAGCGAGAACCCUAAACCUUCUUAAACCCCUUAAACCCUCUUGACCCUAAUUGUUAUCCGCUCGCAGGUGUACCCCAGGUCCUGGAGUGCCAUCUACGUGGCCCUGGACAACGUGGGGAUGUGGAACGUUAGGUCUGAGAACUGGGCCCGGCAGUACCUGGGCCAGCAGUUCUACCUCCGCGUGUACUCCCCGGUCAACUCCUGGAGGGACGAGUACCCCAUCCCCAAGAACGCCCUCCUCUGCGGCCGCGCCGCCGGCCGCCGCACCCGCCCCCUCUAA
Spirodela intermedia is the source of this 4514-nucleotide messenger RNA. The record is from the annotation of a GenBank genome assembly. Lineage: Eukaryota; Viridiplantae; Streptophyta; Magnoliopsida; Alismatales; Araceae.